Melanotaenia boesemani (Boeseman's rainbowfish) is the source of this 1109-nucleotide messenger RNA. RefSeq lists its product as uncharacterized. NCBI's taxonomy places the organism in Eukaryota, Metazoa, Chordata, Actinopteri, Atheriniformes, Melanotaeniidae. The transcript has 8 exons. Bases 126 to 1109 code for a protein of 327 amino acids. The record is from RefSeq and is a predicted model, not a curated record.
UCUAACUGGAUCAUUUGCAUAUAUGAUAGCUGCACCUCUGUCUUAAUGAAUCACGCUAUCUUCCAAGUUUCCCCUUUGAACAGCUGUAUGUCCUUCUGUCUGUCCGCUGGUAUCAGGAGGGGUCUAUGGACAGCCUGUAUGAGGCAGUGCAGCGCUCCAGCGAUGGCCCUCCCCCACCUGUUCCCAGCCGCUCAUCCAGUCGCUCCUGCAGCCGCUCCUGCAGCCCUGCUGUCCUGCUGGAUGACCACACAAAGUGGCGAGGGUCUGGAAGGUCUAUAUCCCUGGAGAUGCCGCAGACACAUGGGACCAACACAAAUAAAAAGAAAAGAAGAACACAUGUAUCCAAAUCUGCAUCAGAUAACGAAACACUGGAUAACCCCGGCUGUAAUACUGCAGUGUGGCAGCCUGCCAGGAGUCGAGAAGAUUUAGUCCACAUCCCCAACAAUCACAUUGAAGAAGUGCGAAAGACUAAGCACAGAACAGAAACAAAAGCAGGGAAAGGAGCCCAUCACUCUGGCACAAAGAAAAAGGAGAAACCAUCAUCAAACCAGAGUACCAGUGGUGUGACAACAGAGUCCAAGCCUGCUGUCAAAAGAAACCAAAAGACUGGAAAGAAACCAGGUGGAAGGAGUGGGAAAGAAGGAUCUAAGAAAAGUCACAACUCUAGAGUCUGUUCUCCACCAGGCACAAUGAGUCCAACACUGGGACCCAACUAUUUGGACAUUCCAUACACAUCCAGGUCAGACAAAAGACUGUUCCUUGGUAAAUCCUCAACCCUGCCCGCUCAGGAGAACACAACCCCAGGUCGCUGUGCAGACAUGAUGGUCAGCUUACCUGGUGGUGCAACACCCACCCACCACCAGCGGUGGAGCAACCCAGGUGACAGCAGUCCUGCAUGGGGGACAGUUCAGCACACCUGCCGCCGGCCACUCACAGAGUAUCGAGUGUAUUCCCAUGAAUUCAGCCCAUCACCUGGAAAGGAGUGGGAUGGACGGCAUCAGCCCCCAAUGGCCCAGAAUGACAGCUUGAAGCGGGAUAGCAAACCUCAAAUUCCCCCAAGGGUGCCACGAUCUGUCACUGAAGUGGACCUUUCAGACCCAAAUAUCUGA